GGGAGAAAGAUAGAGAAAGGGAGAGAGGGAAGGGGCAGGCAGCUUGGAGCUUGGAGCUGGUGGUGAGAGGAGCAGCAGCAGCAGCAGCAGCAACAGCAGAGGGGCGGGGGGCAAAACCGGGAGAUUCGCCCCCUCCCACCCCCCAGCCCCUUCCCGAACAGCAGCUCCUGGAUCCCUCGGGACUUUCCCCAGGCCACUAGCCUGGUUUGGCUAGAAGGGGGGGAGCCGCACAUUGGCUGGUGGAACUCACAGGGGCCGAAACGCGAGGUGGCAGAACCGGCCGCUCAGCCCCGGGCCGAGGCUGGAGCUGCAGGAGAGAGUCAGGCUGCGGCCCACCCGGCCGGACAGAUCUCUGGAGCGCCGAUGGCCACCGCCAUGCGAGCCUAGCCGGACAGGAGCCAUGGAGCGCUUCGCCGACUCGGGGACCCAGACCGAUGCCGUGGUGGUCCUGUCCCUCGCCCAGGCGGCCGUGCUGGGCCUGGUCUCCGAAAACGUGCUGUUCGGUGCCACCGUAGGCCCCGGGGCCUUCUACCCAGCGCCGGGGAACCAGGCGGCCGCGGGGGCCGAGCCGGAGCCACCGGAACCCCCGGACCGCCGGCGGGGGCCGGAGGAGACGGAGGGACCGGAGGCGGAGGUGGCCCCCGGGAGGCACCCGCGCCGGAAGAAACGGCCCCCCGUGAGGCUGGUGCCCAAGGCCAAGGGCCAGAGGGCGAGCGGCAGCGAGGAGGGCGACGAGGACGAGGAGGAGGCGGCGGCGGCACCGGAUGGGGGCGAGGGUGAGGAGGGGCUACCGGGGGGGCCCGGGCAGGGAGCAGGAGGGGAGGCCCCACUGCCGACCAGCGCCGUGAAGAUGAUCGACCUGAGCGCCUUCGGCCGGAAGCCCCGGCGACUCCGGCACCAGGUCCGCCCCGCCCGGCCGCAGCCCCCCGGCCCGGCCCACGACCCCCACUUCCCCGACCCACUCCGGGACGGCUAUGGCGGCGGCUCGGGCAGAGCGGACGGAGCCGGCGGCCCGGGGCGGGCGGACCCGGCGGCGGGGCCGGGUUCCCCGGAGCCGGUGAAGAGCGAACCGGGCUUCGUGUGGCAGGGCGGGGCCGGGCCGGGAGCGGGCGGGGCCCCCGCCGAGCGGCACAAGAAGGCCCAGCUGGACCGGCUGGACAUCAACGUGCAGAUCGACGACUCGUACCUGGUGGAGGUCGGCGCCCGGCAGAAGCGCUGGCAGUGCCGCAUGUGUGACAAGUCCUACACCUCCAAGUACAACCUGGUGACCCACAUCCUGGGCCACAGCGGGGUCAAGCCCCACGCCUGCGCCCGCUGCGGCAAGCUCUUCAAGCAGCCCAGCCACCUGCAGACCCACCUGCUGACCCACCAGGGCACGCGGCCCCACAAGUGCCAGGUCUGCCUCAAGGCCUUCACGCAGACCAGCCACCUCAAGCGGCACAUGCUGCUGCACACGGACGUCAAACCCUACAGCUGCCGCUUCUGCGGCCGUGGCUUCGCCUACCCCAGCGAGCUCCGGGCCCACGAGGCCAAGCACGAGAGCGGGCGCUGCCACGUGUGCGUCGAGUGUGGGCUGGACUUCUCCACCCUGCCCCAGCUCAAGCGCCACCUGGCCACCCACCAGGGCCCCACGCUCUACCAGUGCCUGGAGUGCAGCAAGGCCUUCCACUACCGCAGCCAGCUGCAGAACCACAUGCUCAAGCACCAGGACGUCCGGCCCUUCGUCUGCACCGAGUGUGGCAUGGAGUUCAGCCAGAUCCACCACCUCAAGCAGCAUUCGCUCACGCACAAGGGCGUGAAGGAGUUCAAGUGUGAGGUGUGUGGCCGGGAGUUCACACUGCAGGCCAACAUGAAGCGACACAAGCUGAUCCACACCAGCGUCCGCCCAUUCCAGUGCCACGUCUGCUUCAAGACCUUCGUGCAGAAGCAGACGCUCAAGACCCACAUGAUCGUGCACUCCCCGGUGAAGCCGUUCAAAUGCAAGGUCUGCGGGAAGUCCUUCAAUCGCAUGUACAACCUGCUGGGCCACAUGCACCUCCACGCGGGCAGCAAGCCCUUCAAGUGUCCCUACUGCUCCAGCAAGUUCAACCUCAAGGGCAACCUGAGUCGGCACAUGAAGGUCAAACACGGGGUCAUGGACAUCAGCCUGGACAGCCACGAUCCCAUGAUGGAGCUGACGGGCGGGGAUCCCUCAGAGCUGGACGGUCAGCAGGAGAUGGAGGACUACGAGGAGGAGAACGCCUACGGGUAUGGCGGGGUGCCCCACGGCGAAGACCAGGCCGCCCUAGCAGACCAGGCCAUGAAAGAAAUGGCCUACUAUAACGUGUUGUAGCCGGGAGCUGCAGCCCAGCUCCCUCUCUCCCCGGCCCAGCCUCCAGCCCCCGGAGAGCACUGUCAGGGAGGGGGCGGGGAGAGGAGACCCUGCUGCUGAAGAAACGAGCCCCCUCCCCUCCGGCUCCGAUGCCCCGUCCCGGGAGUUCGGACUCGUAUCGACCAGGCGGCGACGUGGUCCCCGGCCCAAAGCCCAGAGGGAGACUCGGGGGCGGGAGGGAGAGCAGCUUGGGGAUGGGACCCUCCUGGGGAAAGCAGGGGAAGCCCGGUACCCCAGGGCUGCCCCUUUCCACCGAGUCUCUCCCCGUCUCCCGUCGGGGCACCUCGUUCAUGCCAAACACUGGAGACUCUGGGCUGCGGGUCUCUCUUCUUCGUGCCAUCCACGGUGUGACGGGCUCAUUUCUGCCUGGCCCCCAAAUCACCUCCCUCCGAGGGGCAGGACGGGCAUGGGAAGGGGGCCCUCUGAGGGCCCAGGGCCCGUUCCUGCCACCUCAAGUGCACUACGAGAAGGCCCGGGCCAGGGGCGACCGCCCUCAUUGCGUUCUACCUCCCGGCUCCCCUCCGGACCUCCGUGUCCAUUUCCGGGGCGCCGGGCCCCCUCAGCCCAUGGGCCAGCCCGUGGCAAAGGACGAAUGUAUUCCCGGCCCAUCCGGGCCGAUCCAGCCCUCCUGCCCGAUCCCUCCCUUCCGCCCUGUGCUCCCUUCUCCAUCCUCUCCUCGGGACAGUGACUUCCAAAGCGCCUGUUCCCCUGGCCUCAGCCCCCCCUCCCUUCAAUCCAGGGAGAAGGGGCGGGGGUCUCCAGCGUCAAAACACAAGGGAUCUGCAGCCUCCAGCCGCUGGGAAAGUCGUCAGGGACAGGGUCGUGGGGGUGGAGCAGGGACCGGGGAGGGUACGAGGAGCUUGAGGAGGGUUCAUCCCGGUGGAGAAAAAAAGAUGUAUUUUCUUAUGAACACGGACCCCGCUUUGGAAGAUGGAGGCCAGGCGCCGUGCCUGGCCGGUCGGCCUGCCUGCCUGCAGUGAGGUGUGGGGCUUAAGGGAACUCAAGGGAAGCCGGGUCUGUUCACAAAGUUUGCAGCCAAUGGGGUAUUUUGAGAGUAAUUUAUUUUGUUUUCCCCUGACUACUUGCUGAUCUGUGGAACUUUCUCUUUCACCAGAAAUGGGUUCUUUUUUUUUUUUCCAAACUCAGUAAUUCCUGUGGACCGUGUGUUUAUGUGAGUGUGUGUGUGUGUGCGCGCGUGCAGGUAGAGGGGUGUAUGCAGGUAGAGGGGUGUGUGUGGGUGUAUGUGUACCUACGUGUGGGCAUAUGCGGGUAGGGGUUUGUGCAGAAGAUGGGUUUGUGUGUGGGUACACACGCAUGUGCUGGCAGGUGUGUAGGCAUGUGCAGAGGUGCACACAUGCACAGGUGUGUGUGCACAUGCCAUGUGCAGAUAGGUGUGUGUGUGAGAGACAGAGUAUGGGUGUGAGAGAGAUCGAUUGACUGAUGGAUUGGCUGAUUGAGACUCGAACCAGAGCGGGCUGUAUCCAAACUCAGGGCUCCGAUGGUGACUGUUGCUGCCAGCACUACACUGUGGUGGACCAAAGACAGAUGUGCUAUCACUACCUAAAGAAAACCAGGGGGGUGGGGGCAGCUAAGGGGGCCGCGAGCUGUUUCCAUCCAAGGCCCCUGACCACGGGGGCAGGAGCAGCCAGCAGCUGGCCUUCAUGUUCCCUUGCCCUCACGUGCCCCGCCGCUGCGGCCACAGGGUCCUUCCCCUCCCUCUCUCCCGGCCGGCCCGGGCUUCCUCCAAGGCCUAGGAUCUGCCGAAACGGGGAGGCUUGAGUGGCCUCAGGCCUG
Ornithorhynchus anatinus (platypus) is the source of this 4165-nucleotide messenger RNA. It is a transcript of the gene ZNF710, whose product is annotated as zinc finger protein 710. The record is from RefSeq and is a predicted model, not a curated record. The transcript has 7 exons. The coding region runs from base 401 to 2332 and encodes 643 amino acids. NCBI's taxonomy places the organism in Eukaryota, Metazoa, Chordata, Mammalia, Monotremata, Ornithorhynchidae.